AUGGCAAUCACGGAGGGAUAUGCUCACCCCAACUCUGGAAAUACGAGCUAUGUUCCACAGUACACUCGGGGAUUGUUGGGGGUCAAUGUUAAACUAGAUACCCUGCUGAUUCAAAUUAUAUCCGCGUCUCUUGGGGCGACAUGCCUGGUCGUCCUGGUUGCGAGAUUCGCACAGAUGUGGCAUGCCUAUAUGCGUCGAGUUACCUCGUUUCAGGCGACCCCUAAAUACCAACAAUACUGGGCUACAGCAGAAUCAUCACAAUGGGCUGAUAUCAAAAGACACCUGAUGUAUGCUCCGUUGGGGAGGAAGAGGCAUAAUCGAGAGUUUAAGCUUUCGGAAGCUAUUAACGUCGGGACGCUGCCGUCGCGUUUGCAUACGAUCCUGCUCACCACCUAUUUCCUGAGCCAGGCAGCUUACAUCACUUUCCUUGAUUAUAAAGUGAAUGAAAAGGCUGCUUUGAUUGCAGAGCUUAGGGGAAGAUCUGGAGUUUUGGCCCUUCUUAAUAUGAUUCCGCUGGUUAUAUUCGCAGGCCGAAACAAUCCCCUUAUUCGCUUGCUACAUAUAAGUUUUGACACUUACAAUCUCUUGCACCGAUGGAUAGGACGCAUGGUGGUUCUGGAAAGCGUUCUUCACACUGCCGCAUGGGCAACGAACUCCGUUAGUGCUGGUGGAUGGAAUAAUACCAUGGCCAGUUUGAGAACUGUUCCAUUUUUUACCGGGGGCAUGCUAGGGACCAUUGGCAUGGUGUUUUUACUACUUCAUUCGCCGUCCCCAAUACGACAUGCAUUCUACGAAACUUUCUUGCAUCUACACCAAUUAGCAGUUUUCUUGACUUUCGCGGGAAUUUAUAUGCAUCUUUCCAUUGACCGUCUCCCCCAGCUCCCCUGGCUACAGUUUAUCAUCACCUUCUGGGCGGUAGAGCGACUGACUCGUUUCGUACGACUGCUUUAUUUGAAUUUUUCUCGCCGCCACGGGAUGACGCACGUCAUGGUGAAAGCUCUCCCCGGAGAAGCAAGCAGGGUGACGUUUUUCCUUCCACGCAACGUCCGUAUCCAUCCCGGCAGCCACGUCUACGCCUAUAUACCUCGAAUCUCCUUUUGGAUGUCCCACCCUUUCUCCAUCGCGUGGGCAGAAACCGGCAAGAAUCAUAUGCCACCAAACUAUUCUAGUGAUACAUCUUCACGGGGUAGUCUGGACCCUUCAUCCGAAAAGCGCGAGAUCGACAACCCGGAGUUCACUAGCAACAGAUUCCAGCCAACAAACGUGACUCUAGUCAUGGCUGCCCGCACAGGAAUGACCCGAAAACUCUACCAAGCCGCACUCGCCUGCCCCAAUAAAACCUUGUACACAACCGGGUUCAUUGAGGGGCCAUACAGAUCAUUUCCAUCAAGCUUCUUCGCCAGCUAUGGCACCGUCGUCCUCUUCUCCGGCGGUGCCGGCAUAACACAUCACCUCAUGCAAACCCGCGAACUGCUCGAAAACGCAAUAAAAGGCACCGUCGCCACGCGUCGUGUCUAUCUUGUUUGGUCUGUGCGUACAACAGAACACCUCACGUGGGUGCAAGGGUUCAUGGACUAUAUCCUGCAACUGCCCAACCGACGUGAAAUGCUGAUUACGAAGCUCUUCAUCAGCAAGCCACGGAGUAUGCGGGAGAUCCUGAGCCCUAGCGAGACGCUACAGAUGUUUCCCGGUCGAUGUCGACCGGACGUCGUGCUUGAUGAGGUUAUGCCGAAUCAUGUGGGUGCGACGGCUGUGUCUGUGUGUGGACCGGGGGCGUUUGCGGAUGAGGUACGCGCGUCCGUCAGAAAGCGAGUAGGCAUGGGCCCUGUGAUUGAUUUUGUGGAGGAGUCGUUUACGUGGUAA
Paracoccidioides brasiliensis Pb18 is the source of this 1863-nucleotide messenger RNA. RefSeq lists its product as uncharacterized. The record is from RefSeq and is a predicted model, not a curated record. Gene Ontology annotation, molecular function: ferric-chelate reductase activity. Gene Ontology annotation, biological process: intracellular iron ion homeostasis; copper ion import; iron ion transport. The coding region runs from base 1 to 1863 and encodes 620 amino acids. The transcript has a single exon. Gene Ontology annotation, cellular component: plasma membrane.